UAAAAAAUCGAUUUGUUGGUCUGAUCAACAACUGGAAAUUGUUUUCAAUUCCCAAAUUUAAAAGUCUCCAUCUUGGUUAUUUUGUUAUUUUCAAGUGAAAAUUGUAUUUAUUUUGUAAUUAAUAAAUUGUUUAAAUAUGCUUCAUGUCAUGAUUAAGGUGAAUUCAGUUUUCGAAGGAGCGAUCAAUGUAACUUACAUUGAGUCUAAUAGAGACUUUAACUAUUUGCUGGAACAUGUGAAAGAAUUGUUUUAUUUUGACAACCAACAGAGUUUCACAAUUAAAUUUAUUGAUGACGAAGGUGAUCCGUGUACAAUUUCAUCGGAAUUGGAAUACAAUGAGGCCAUUAGAUUAACUUUGGACACCGAUAAAGAGCCAGAAAUGACCUUACACAUUUUCUCGGGUGUUCCAGCGGCUCCUGGUCUACUUUGCCCCGGAGAAGACAAAAGUAUUUAUCGUCGUGGUGCUCGUCGCUGGAAGAAACUUUAUCACCUUAAUGGUCACACAUUUCAACCGAAGAGAUUCAACCGAAUCACUCCUUGUGUUUAUUGUGGUGAUCAAAUUUGGGGUUUAGGUCGACAAGGAUUCAAAUGUCUAAAAUGUAAACUUAUGGUACAUAAAAAAUGCCAUAAAUUACUUCAGAUGAACUGUACGGGUCAGUCUCCUACCAACAAUGGACCUUCCAGCCAAUCUGUUACACCGGAGCCUAAGCGAUCUUUUACCAGUAGAAAAGGAACUGGACGGUACGAAAAGAAAAGUAUUUUUCGGACACGAGAUUCUAGAGAUGACAAUGAAGCUUCAUUAGCUGAAGGCGAAGACAAUCAACGGCGAUCAGAUGAACUGGUGGUCGCUGAAAAUGGAGCUCGUCAUUAUUGUUUAGAUGAUUUUGAUCUUCUACGAGUUAUUGGUCGAGGUUCAUAUGCCAAAGUUUUAUUAGUUGAAUUGAGAGAGACCAAAAGACGAUACGCAAUGAAAGUAAUCAAGAAGGAGAUCGUUGCUGCUGAUGAAGAUAUGGACUGGGUUCAAGCGGAGAAACACAUUUUCGAAAUAGCCACUGGAUGUGAUUUUCUGGUCGGACUUCAUUCCUGCUUUCAAACACUUUCGAAAUUAUUUUUUGUCAUUGAAUUUGUUAGCGGAGGUGAUCUAAUGUUCCAUAUGCAACGUAAACGUAGAUUACCCGAAGAUCACGCAAGAUUUUACGCUGCUGAAAUUUCAUUGGCACUCAAUUAUCUGCAUGAAAAGUUCAUCAUCUAUCGAGAUCUUAAAUUGGAUAAUGUUUUACUUGACCAAUAUGGACACAUAAAGUUAACCGAUUACGGAAUGUGCAAAGAGGGUAUUCGACCUGGUGAAACGACAAGUACCUUCUGCGGUACACCAAAUUACAUCGCUCCUGAGAUAAUCCAAGGCUGCGAAUAUUCAUUCAGUAUUGAUUGGUGGGCGUUGGGUGUUCUCUUAUAUGAGAUGUUAAUCGGUCAAUCUCCUUUCACUGUUAGCAAUAAGGAAGGGGAGAGCAGUGAAGAUGCUCUAUUCAAUGAUAUAGUUACCACGACGAUUCGUAUUCCAAGGUCAAUCUCCGUGAAAGCGACAAAUAUCCUAAAAGGUUUUCUCGAUAAAAGUCCAAAGACACGAUUAGGAUGCGCUUCGGAUGGAAAAGGAUUUCUCGAUGUCAAAAGUCACCCGUUCUUCAAGCUAUUGGACUGGGAUCUUUUGGCCGAGAAACGGAUUCUUCCGCCCUAUGUACCUCAAAUGGAAGACGAUCCCUUGAAACAUUUCGAUCCGAGUUUCACAACGGAACCAAUUGAAUUAACUCCACCCGACAUGAAGAUCAUCGAUAAAAUUGAUCAAUCAGAAUUUGAUGGAUUCGAAUUUGUCAAUCCAGAAAUUAUGACGAUCGAGGAAGCAGUUUAAACGAAUCGUUUGGUUUAGUUUGUUAAUUAACUGAAAUCGUAUUAAAUAUUAUCAACGAGGGACAAAGUUAAUCCAGAGAAUGAUAAAAAAUAAUUUCCUCUCAUUCAAUAUAAUCUCCUGCUUAUCAUUACCUGUGUGUUAAUGAUAUAAUUGCGAGCUCAAAGUCUUUGACUGUUUAAACACAAUCGCAACAAAUUUAUAAAUAUUUUCAACAAUUUAAUUCCCACUAAAUUAUGAUAAACCUUUUCCA
Panonychus citri (citrus red mite) is the source of this 2156-nucleotide messenger RNA. RefSeq names its product protein kinase C iota type-like. The record is from RefSeq and is a predicted model, not a curated record. Gene Ontology annotation, molecular function: protein serine/threonine kinase activity; ATP binding; protein binding. Gene Ontology annotation, biological process: protein phosphorylation. The transcript has 3 exons. NCBI's taxonomy places the organism in Eukaryota, Metazoa, Arthropoda, Arachnida, Trombidiformes, Tetranychidae. The coding region runs from base 137 to 1906 and encodes 589 amino acids.